AUGCUAUUGGUCAAAUCUGACGUCAAAUCUACCCUCCAAGGGGGAAAGAGGUAUAAAGAGAACAGGGAGGAAAGUUCCUCAUCCCCCAUUGAAAAGGGUGGAUGCUCCGACCAGACUACUGCCCAUCAGUUGGACGUUCGGGUGUUCUCACCGUCCCCGGCUGGGGGCGUGAGGUCGCGCGAUCCAGGCCGAUGCCUGUCUCGGCGGUAUCACUCGCUGCCUGCAAUAGCAGGCGAGGUCCUUGGAAUAGUCGGGCCUCUUGCGGGGCCCGAUGUGGUCAUGUCCUGUGCACUAGAAUUAGCAAGGAGUGCAGAUCCGAAUAAACCUGUGGCUGUCGAAGCUAUUGGAGGUAUAAGAGAGAGGAGGAGUUUCAAAUUGAAAUACCAGGGUGCCAUAGGAUGGAAGGCGGCGACAGGAACUUGGGUAUUCAAAUGCGGCAGCUCACUUAUCAGCUCCAAGUUCGUGUUAACAGCAGGUCAUUGCUCCAAAGCGUCCACAAGAGACACAUCUAUUGCUGACCCGGUGCCCAAGAUAGUGAGGCUGGGAGACAAAAAUAUUGCUGAUGUGUACUCUCACGGCGUGUUACCAACAGAUGCUAAGAUUAUCAAAAUUAUAGUUCAUCCAAAGUACGCGCCUCCGAAGAAAUACUAUGACAUCGCUUUGAUGGAGCUGGCGAAGGACGUGCAGUUCACCAAGUUUAUCCAACCAGAUUGUUUAUGGAACAACUUUAAUACUGCUGCUCUUGGAACAGAAGCCACUUUGACUGGAUGGGGUGUAGUAGAGACCAAUGGCCGAAAGACCUCGCCUGAGCUGCAAGAAGCAGUAGUAGACAUAAUAGACAGUGACACGUGCGACCGUCUACUGAGACCGUCCUGCAACAGGAACUGGUGUGGAGUCAGGGAAGACCAGCUUUGUGCUGGUAAACUCGAGGGAGGAGUUGAUGCUUGUCAGGGUGACUCCGGAGGACCUCUUCAAGUGCGGAUUCCCAUCCCAAUCACAUCAGAAGGUCUAAUGCACUAUGUGAUCGGUGUGACGUCAUUCGGCAUUGGAUGUGCACUGCCCAACCUGCCUGGAAUCUACACCAGAGUAUCCAGCUACUUGGACUGGAUCGAACCUAUUGUGUGGACUAAAUAA
Molecule: messenger RNA, 1134 nt
Organism: Spodoptera exigua (beet armyworm)
Lineage: Eukaryota; Metazoa; Arthropoda; Insecta; Lepidoptera; Noctuidae
Source: the annotation of a GenBank genome assembly